UUAAAAGCAAUCGAGUUACCCAUCUGGCAAAAUGAAGUUCAAUUUGGUUCUGCUUACUGUGAUCGCUUUGGUUGCUAUGGCCUGCAGUCAACAACAAAUCAGCCCGGAAUGCUUCAACCGACCGAACAACAAGCACCCGAAGGAAUGUUGUGCAGCUCCUAAUAUUAUGCCGUCACGGGAACAGUUCACUACUUGCAUGCAGAAGUUUCCGAAACCAGAUGGUCCACCAACACCGGGAAGUCCACCACCUGGGCUUAAUUGCAUGGCCCAAUGCAUGCUCGAACAGUUGGGCAUGAUGACCAACGGUGUGUUGAGCAAGGAUGCGGCCACUUCCAAGCUGGUUUCACUUGUCGGAUCAUCAAGCGACUGGCAAACGGUUGCCAAGACUACAGUGGACACUUGUUACCAGAACGUAGCCUCAAUGGUAUCGAAUAAGGACAGUCUCGGUUGCAGCGCCGCCGCAAGCCCCUUCAUAGAGUGUUUACCUACGACGAUGUUUACGGAUUGUCCUGCGUCGGUGUGGAACCCCAGUAAUGAAUGUACACAACUUAAGGCCCAUUUGCUUAAAGGGUGUCCGAUCAUGACCUUGUUGGGACCACCACAACCAUAAAAUGGGAUUUAAACAGAACGAUUAAAACAGAUAAAUGAAGAUUACACCAG
Molecule: messenger RNA, 660 nt
Organism: Ochlerotatus camptorhynchus
Lineage: Eukaryota; Metazoa; Arthropoda; Insecta; Diptera; Culicidae
Product: general odorant-binding protein 67-like
Exons: 4
Coding region: 32-610 (192 amino acids)
Molecular function (GO): odorant binding
Source: RefSeq, a predicted model, not a curated record